AUGGCGGAAGUUCAGCAACAGCAGCAACCGCCGCCUCCCCCGCCGCCGCAAUCACAAUCGCAGCAGCAGACCCCUCUUCUGUGCCAGAAAGUGUCGGACAUUGUUCGUAGCUUUCGUCCCACAAAGGCAUUCAAGCCAUCGAAGCAAGACUCGCCCAACUACGUGACCUCAUUAGAUUUCGACGACCAAGGCGAUUACCUGGUGUCCUCAGGGGACGAUGAGACCAUCCAAAUUUUUGACAUUAAGGAAGGAAAACCUACGAAGUCGGUCCCUAGUAAAAAAUAUGGAGCUCAUUUAGCAAGAUUCACGCAUCAUUCCCGCCAGGUCCUCCACGCAAGCACAAAGGUCGAUGACUCGUUGCGAUUGCUUGAUCUACAUAAUGAAGGAUACGUGCGUUAUUUUUCCGGCCAUACGGAGAAAGUGACAUCUCUGGCCGUCUCGCCAGGCAGUGAUUCGUUUGUCUCAUGUUCCAAGGAUAAUACUGUCGCGAUAUGGGACCUCAGUUCGAGAAAUGCGCAGGGUAAAUUAAAGCUUGCCACCCCGUACCUUGCUGCAUUUGACCCCUCUGCUUCUGUUAUCGCCAUUGCGUCCCAGUCAACCUCAUCGGUUCUACUCUACGAUUUCCGGAAUUACGACAAGUCUCCCUUUUCUACCUUUGACCUUGCGCCUUACGAAGAAAGAUACACGCCUUCUACAAGAGGAAGAGCGUGGACCCGCCUCGAAUUCUCAAAUGACGGGAAGCACUUGCUGGUCGGAACAGAUUACCAUGGACAUUUUGUCCUCGACGCCUUUGAAGGCACUAUGAAAGCAUUCUUGGUUGGCAAGAAUGGCUCGCCUGGUAGAGCUGCCCCGGUUUCAACGACGGGUAAGCCUCUUGGCCAGGGAGACGCGUGCUUUACCCCGGACGGACGAUUUGUUCUUGGAGGCUCGGGUGACAAUCCGGACAUUCUUGCCUGGGACCUGCAACAGCCACCAGACUCCAAUAACGUUCUACAGCCAAUGUGCAAGUUGCCUCACCGUGGCCGGACUGCUUUGAUCGAGUACAACCCGCGGUACAACAUGAUGGCUACUGCUGAUAAAGAUAUCGUCUUCUGGUUGCCAGAAGAGGGUUCUAGAGCCCCUGAGAAGUAA
This is a messenger RNA of Aspergillus nomiae NRRL 13137, 1131 nucleotides long. RefSeq names its product WD-repeat containing protein SWD2. Gene Ontology annotation, molecular function: protein binding; chromatin binding. The record is from RefSeq and is a predicted model, not a curated record. Lineage: Eukaryota; Fungi; Ascomycota; Eurotiomycetes; Eurotiales; Aspergillaceae. The coding region runs from base 1 to 1131 and encodes 376 amino acids. The transcript has 3 exons. Gene Ontology annotation, cellular component: Set1C/COMPASS complex.